UCUGAAGACUGUCAGAGCGAAAUUUGUUUAUUGGAAGGAAUGAAAAAAGAGAAACAUGAAAGCACCAGAUUCUGAUAAUUGGCAAAUGAAGUAAAGAGUUAAACUGUAUGAAAAUGUUUCAUAAAGAAACGUUUCUGAAACCACAACAACGAUUAGAUUUGAAAUGGUUAAAACUCGAUAUUCCAUCGUUAUUUAACUGUCAAGAGGAUUUAAUAAAUAACUGGAAUGAAUUGGUCUUAGAUGGGGAAUUAAUUGGACCUUUUUCUGAUGAACUAGUUAAUUGUGUAGGCGUAGUAGCCAAAAAGGGAGAAUUUGGAAAGUUCUAUUGUGGGCAAAAAGUUCUUACUUGCACUUGCUGUGAUGGUAUUUGUGGACCAUGCAAUGGGUGUAAUUGUCAGUCUUGUCAAAAACUGGAUGUGGAAGAAGCUGAAAGGAAAAACCAGUUGAAAGAAAGGAACCCUUUACCUUCAGUAGAUGCGUUUUUGAAUAGAUGGUCUUGGGGACCACAACCAAACUUAAAACAAUUGGAUGAAUGUAUGCAAAGUCUCAGCCAUGAAGUAAAAAAUGUUUGCUGUGAAGCCUUUAGUUCUACUUUAUCUAUCAGGAGAUUACAAUGUCGUUUGAUAAUCUUCAAGAGAUUCUUCAUUUCUUUGAAUCGAACACCUCCACAAACAAGUUUCACAGAAACAUCUAUGGAUAAGCCAGAUAUCAUUGAAUCCCCAUCAAUUAAAAGUAAAAGAAAAGAUUCAGCAUCAUCUCAAAAUCCAGUAAUAAGUCUAGCAAGAGUAGGGUCAAGAGCUGCUCUUAAUUUUUCUUUUGCAUUUCUAAGGAGAGCUUGGAGAUUAGGAGAGGAUGUCGAUCUCUGUAGUGAACUAUUGACAGAAUCUCUUGAAGCUUUACAGUUAUUGCCAGCAGCUACUUUAUUUGAUGAGGAUAAUGUUUCACCAGUAUGGUUGGAAGUUGUAGAAAGAUCUACAAAAUUUCUCAAACAAGUUAUAUCUGGAGAAUUAAAUAGUUCUAGACAAACCUGUAAUAUACCCAAGGAAGAUCAACAUGUUUCAUUGCUUUUGCUUCUUGAAUUGGCCUUUCAAAGAGGAAAAUUGAGUAGUUUUCUGGAUGUUAUUUUGCUUUUGUUGAAUUUAUGGAAUAAAAGAGCCAAUUUGAGUGAUAACAGAGCAACAUCUGAAGUAGCUAGUGCGCCAUUGCUUCCAUUCUUGAAGAAAUUUGUGGACAUUCAACAUUCCAAUAUCUAUACAAAUGAGUCAGAAGAAUUUUCAAGUUGUACUAGAGUAUACUUAGAACUUCUGUCACUACCAGAUGAUGAUUCUAUAGAAAUUGAUUUAAAACAAGCUGCAGUAUAUCUUUUGGCAUAUUUGGACAGACUCGCCUCUCCACAUAUCUCUCCAUUAUCAUUUAAUAAGUCAUCUUCUCAUAAUGGUCAAAAAUUUUGGGGUUGGGGAAGGUGUGAUAUGAGUAGCUGGUUGAAUGGAAACGAUCCUGUGAUUUUUGAUUGGAUUUCAGAAUUGAAAAUCAAACAGUUGAGCUGCUCUGAAAAUUUCAUUUUGAUUUUGACUUCCACAGGCAACCUGUACAGAAUAUUUUACAUAUAUGAGACAGUGUGUCCUCUUUUGUAUGAUGCUUUUAAAGACAAAGAAGUGAUAAAAAUUUCUUCCCAUCCAGAAGGAAAUCAUUUUAUGGCACUGACUAAAGACGGAGGCGUUUAUUCCUGGGGUUAUGGAGAAGGCGGUAGACUAGGUCAUGGUGACAACAUCUCAAAAGAACAACCUACUCUUAUUCAAUCUCUCAUCAAUCUAGAUGUGGUUGAUAUCUCAUGUGGAAGUUCCUAUAGUGCUGCAAUAACUUCAAGUGGUGCACUAUAUACAUGGGGAAGAGGAAAUUAUGGUUGCUUAGGGCAUGGUUCUUCAGACCAUGUCUUGGUACCCACAAUUGUAUCUGCUCUGAAUGGACAGCAUGUUGUGAAGGUUGCAUGUGGCGCUGGCGAUUCUCACACAUUGUGUGUAACUAACCAAGGGAAGGUUUAUAGCUGGGGUGAUGGAGAUUUUGGGAAACUAGGAAGGGGUGGAUUUGAUGGAUCCAAAAUACCAAAACUAGUUGAUAAAUUCCAAAAUAUUGAAAUUGUUGAUGUGUACUGUGGAGAUCAAUUCAGCCUUGCCCUUUCCAAGGAUGGAAAAUUAUACAGUUGGGGUAAGGGAGAGGGAUGGAGGAUUGGCCAUAAUACAGAAGAACAUGUUAGGUUUCCUGAAUUGAUAGAAGCUUUACAAGAUGAACACAUCAUCUCUGUUAGCUUGGGUCUAGGUCAUGUAAUGGCAUUAACAGACAAAGGGGAAGUUUACAGUUGGGGAAAAAAUGAUAACAAACAGAUAAGUAGUAGUCCUGACGCUUUCAUUCAACGCCCUACUAUAAUAGAAUCUCUCAAAGGGGAAAAACUGACAGGAAUCUGUUGCGGUCCCAAUCAAAGCUUUGCUUGGGCAGAUGCUAAUUAUGACAGCACCAAGUUAUCAGUUCCUUUUGUGAUCGACCUUGAUGAUAGUACCUUCAAGUUGAUAGACCAAUUAAUGGAAUAUGUAGUUAUGAGUUGUCAUGCCAUACAAGAAAAAGAGUGUAUUGCAGUUUCAGUAUUAAAUUUACUUCAUCUUCAGUUGCACAGUAUUAUUAGCCACAAUGUAAGCGCAAGAAGUGUAGGUCUUGGUGCUGGCAGUAAGUUGUUAUCUAACAUAAAAUCACAAGUUGUUUACCUAGCCAGUGGUGCCAACAUACCGUCAAUGAUUCAAAAAGCUGCACAAGAUGCUCUUCAAGCUGGAUGGAGCAUCUUGUUGCCCACUGCAAAUGGUAGAGCAAGGACUUUGAGUUCACUUCUCUUACACACAGAUGUUGAACCAAAAAUGUGCAAGACUGGCCAUCGUUUCAUGACUAAUUUAUUGGUUUGGAGCUUAAUGGCAGAUGGAGGCUUAGAGACGGCACUGCAGGAAGCCCUCAAUACUGAACUAUUAGAUCUACCAGAGGUAGAUGAAAACUCGGAUCAAUCUUCAGCUCAUGUCUCAAUACCAUUGUUGUAUUUGGUUCGACAGUUGAUAAGAAAUACCAGUACUUUAACACAAGGUUCCCUGAAGGAGUUUGGGUCUUCCAAUAAGUUUUCCAAAACAUCUUCACAUUCUCCCAGCCUCAACUUAUUGUUGAGAUUUCAAAGGCUUCUAAUUGGAAAAAUCCAUUCACAGAAUCAAGUAUGCCAGGAAGCAGCACAAAACCUGUUGAUGAAGUAUUUGGAAUGUUUUACUUUUCAUAUUACAACCACCCUGAACCAAGCCUAUGAUAUUAGUGUUCUUAGCAGUAAAAACUUCAUGUGCGUGUUGCAGAUCCUUAAGACCGAUAUUGUGGGUUUUCUUCUGCCUGAGCUGAUUGUUAGCCUCAUUCUUCUUGAACAAGAGGUGGAGAUGUUUCUGUGCUCCUUGAACUGGCUCAAUGUUUUUGAAGAGUUAUUGAAAUCAUUGGACAAAUUAUGUAGGCUCAUUCAAGACAUUGAAACUUUUGAUAAUGAUGAUAUCGCUUGGCUUGGUGUAACCCAGAACAGACCUGUCUUGCUUCAGAAAACAUUGGACGAACUACCUUUGAUUCGAAAGGCUGAUUUGGAAAACCAUAAUAGGGAUGGAGGAUUAUGGGUUGUAAUGAAUAAUAAAGUUUAUGAUAUACAAGAUUUCAGAUGUGAAAAUACAGUACUUUUUGAACAAUUGCAAAGAAACGCUGGGAACGAUGUAACUCAUAUAUUGAAUUCUUUUCCACAAAAGCACUGUUUGAUGCAACUCAUGGAAAGCUAUAUAGUGGGUACUUAUUGCCAACCCGAACCUGAAAUUUCUUGUAAUGAUCUGGACUCCUUACAAAUGUGUUCCACUCUAUUAGACACUGAAAGGUAUCUGGGUUAUUUAUUAGGUUUACAUUCUCAUAACCUGCGUCAGAGUAUCCCUUUACAACAAGAUGAAAUUUUAUCAAAAGAGUGGUUGAAUGCAGAUUUCCUCACAGGAGGAUUACAGGUUGACCAACCUCCAAGUCCAUUUGAAGAGGAGAAGGGGGAUUCAAGAAGUACAAACUCAACUACUGACAACACACCAACAGAGCCUAAAGUCAAUAUGAGUCAAAAGUUUUUGAAACAGUUUCCAACUCCAUACGAUAGAAUUAGUACUUUCAUAAAUUCAUUAGCUGAGAGCAGAUUAUCUGACCCAUAUGUGAUAGCAUACUUAGCCAUUGUAGAACAACAUUCCAAGCAGAAUAAUUUCUUGACAAGAAUGGAUUUUUCAUUCGAACAUCCAAUAGAAGAAAUAGCUAGGGUGUUAUUCGCAGUUUUAAUAAAACAUUUGGGAUUGGGAUAUGUACUGCUACCAAUCUUAGAUGCAUAUAUCUCACAAUCCAAUGUUACAACUAGAAUGCCUAAAGCUCUUGGAGAAAUGAUAAAAGCGGUACAUAACCUCAAAUGGACUUUAAUUAAAGCUAGACAAGAACAUAAUAAAAGCUACAAAGAAAUUUGUAUACCAUUGUUAGAAAAGUGUAGGUAUUUAUUCUAUGAAGUAAAACCUACCGUAAGUGUGGAAACUGAAGCAUUUAAAAAAGUUAAUAUUUUAUAUAAAGAGCCUCGAGUCAGAACAUUAGUGAAAAAAGUAAUUAAAGAUUUGAAAUGUGGCAGUCACACAUCAGACAUUCAAAAACCUGAAGAUAUUGUAAAUGCGACAAUACAAUCACAAAGCAUAGAUAGGCAUAAAUCAAGUGAAGAUAUCAGUAAAUCCUCAAUGAAGAGAACAUGUUCUGAGGGGAAAAUCAAUGAAUCCAAAAGUGAAACUGAUGAUGUCAACAACGAAAUCAAAAAAGCUUCGGCUGAGAGCCGUGCUUUGCAGGAUUCUCUGAAUUCAAAUUCGUCGAAUAGUAAAUGUGAUCAAAACCAGACUAAAAAUUCAGACCAUAAGAUUGAAAUAGAAGAGAAAUGGAAUGUUGAAAAUAUGGAACCAAAAUUGGAACAAGGCGAUUUAGUCAAAGAAAAGAAAUCAGAAAACGAAAUUGCGUUACAAAGCAUAAUAAAUAAAUUGACUGAGAAACAGAUGAAGAAAAUUUCAAAUGAGAAUAUUGGACUGAUUUAUCACAUAAUUGAGUUUGUUCAAACAAACUGUGAUGUUGAGAGCUUGCGUAAAGCUAUGUAUUGUCAGGUACGAAGAUACAAAAUUCGUAAGGAAGGAUUAGACCUAAUGAAACACCUGCUGAAUAAAACCGAUCUAUUGACUUCAGUGAAAUACAGCAUAAUCAAUGGUUAUCUAGGUCUGGAAAAGAAAACUAGUAUUAUGUGUCACUGUUUGGACAAUACACAACUCGUGACACCUUAUUUGAAGACUGAACUGUUGUUAGCUCAGCUAGCCAUUACUGAAUGGUGCAUUGAAAAUCUUAGGAUGUAUGUGUUGCGGGACAACAUAACGAAAACAACUAAAAUGAAAGGACUCAGCGCUAAAGUAACUUUGAAUCUGGGAACCUAUUCUUUAUUGCGCGAUAUACCUAGGGCUAGAAUGCUACUGGCUAUCAUAGGAAUAUUAGCCUCUAGUAGAUACAUUUCACUUGAAUUGAGUCCUUUAAUUAACAGUGGGGUAAUCAGCUCUGUGUUAUCUCUACUGAAACAGACUGGAAGCGAUCAAAGUAUAGUGAGGAAAGUAUCUGAAUUUUAUGUGCUUUAUGCUGAUAUGAUUGAGAGCAAUAAGCCUAAAAAUAGUGCUUUGAGUGGUCCUGAACUUGCUAGCUUGAUCAAAUUGGGUACCAAGGUCGUCAGAGGUGCUGAUUGGAAGUGGGGGGAUCAGGAUGGAAAUCCUCCUGGAGAAGGUAGAGUAGUUGGAGAGCUUGGAGAUGAUGGUUGGGUUAGAGUAGAAUGGGCUAAUGGAACAAGAAAUAGUUAUAGAAUGGGAAUCGAAGGAAAAUAUGAUCUGACUUUGGCAUGUCCACCGUCCCCAGUAACAUCUGAAUCUGAAACAGAGGAACAAAAUGAAAAAGGUUCCCAACUUAUCAAAGAUAAUCAACUUAUUAAACUCAUAAGAACUACAAGCAUGAAUUUUUUACGUAAUAUUGCUCUAAGCUCUGGUUUGUCUGGUACUAAUCUACAUCCAAGCACAAUGCAUGGACUAAGCAGUCUCUUCUGUUCCACCUUGAAUUCAUACAGUCAAGAGUGGUGCAGCUUGAUCUUAAUAAGAAGCAUUGCACAGACUCAACAACUUUGCCGAGCAUUCAGUACAAAACCUUGGAUCAAUAUGCUAUUAGAUCUUUUUUCAGCUGAGUCUAGAGGCGGAAAUGAGCACAAUCUGCCAAAUCAGAUAUUGGCAGUAAGGCUACUUCAAACAUUACUUGUACAGUGGGAUAUGGAUAAUACUGAAAUCACUCCUUUAUUGGAAAGGUUACUUAAUAUACUUGGUAAAAUCAUACUAACUUGCCUGUAUGAUACAGGCAACAAACCAAAUUCAUCAACGAAAUCUCUUGUCCUUCUCACUCAGUCACACAGUAGUACCCUUGCCCAAGAAAUAAUCAAUUUACUAAGACUUCUACAUACUUUUAAUGGAUGGAAUCAAGUGUUGAAUUCUAUGCUGAUGCAUAAGCUGAACCUUGCUGCAUACUUCCUAAGUGGCAAUUAUUUUCAACCUGUAAUCAAUGAUGGCAUCUCCAGUGAUCAGCAGCAUUAUUCUGUCAUUGCGUCUUUGAACAUUAUUGGAGCAUGGGACAUAAGACCAAGGAUUGGCGCUGUAGUAGAAGUGGAUAACGUACAGGGCACUGUAUUUAAGGUAUCCCCUACAGGAAAACUAUGUUUGCAGGUUCACAACAGUGGAGAGAUCAAGAAAGUACCAGUUGAUAACCUUAAGGGGUUACCUGUUUUGGAGUUCAAUUUUGAUAAAAUGCCAAUUAGUGAAAAUUUUGUAAAAACCUGGGCUUCUUUAAUCAUGUAUCAAUCAGGUUCAUGGAAUUCUCAAGAAAAGAAAAUCUCACAUGGCCUGAUCAAUGUAAGCUAUUUACGAAACCAACAGUAUACUCUCAGUGCUCUGAAUGCCACAAGAAUACUUCAAACUAAUCAGCACAAAUUGAGAAAAGUCUUAAAAUUUAUCGUCAAUGGUAUGGAUCAAUCUCAAGAGCAGCAGUCUAUUGAAGAAGAGCUCAACCAACAACCUGUACUUCUUAUCCAAAAAAUGCUAGUCAAAGCCACACAACCAAGCCCACUCAAACCUGGUUUCACCAUAGAAGAAAUGCAAUUGGCUGCUUUAAACCUCAGCCAGUACUUAGCUGCAGAAGGGGUAUUUGAAGCCCCUUCAUCGAGUGUGGUAAAUGAGAAAAAUUCAUUUAAGAACGGGAACAAGUGCAAUAGUGAAUUGGCUACUCCUAAUAGUGAGGGUUCUGUUAGAAGUGUGGUCAGUGAGAAGACCAAUAAACGAAGGGAGAUGGAGGAAGAUCUCCCCUCUCAUCCUUUAAUCUCCCCUAUCGUUGAGAUGGGAUUCACAAAAAAAGCUGUUGAAAAUGCAAUUAAAAUUUUAUCAAUUGAAGGAGAUAACAUCACAAAUCUUGAAUCAGUUGUAGCAUGGCUUCUAGAACACCCCAAGGUUGCAACCUCAGAGAGUGAAUCCACUAGUUCUGUUUAUGAAUCAGACACAGAGUCUGUAUCAUAUGCAGAUGGAACUGGAACUCAGUCAUUAGCUCAAUAUAAUGAAGAUGGUUCUUCUAAAACUCAAUCCUUCUGUAGGAGAUCACAAUUUCUAUCAAAUGAUGAAUAUGCCAUGUAUGUAAGAGAUAAUGUGGAAGUGGGCAUGUUGGUUAGGUGUUGUAAAAGUUAUGAGGAAGUUGAAUUGGGUGAUAUUGGAAAAGUAGUGAAGAUAGACCGGGAAGGAUUACAUGAUCUUAAUCUUCAGGUUAACUGGCAACACAGAUUGGGAACAUAUUGGGUUAGAUUUAUACACGUAGAGUUGUUAGGUUUUCCUCCUUCCCUACCAACACCAUCUUCUGUCAAGGUUGGAGAUAAAGUAAGAGUGAAACCUACAGUCACAACUCCCAGGUACAAAUGGGGAUGUGUGACACAUGAAAGUGUAGGCGUUGUAACUGCAAUUUCUCCAAAUGGCCAUGACUUGACUGUAGAUUUUCCAAAACAACCAAAUUGGACAGGAUUAAUUUCUGAAAUGGAAAUUGUUCCAUCUUGUCACGAUGGAGUGUUUUGCAACAGUUGCUGCAUGAAACCUAUAAGAGGACCUAGGUUCAAAUGUAAAGUUUGUGAAUCAUUUGAUUAUUGUGAAAACUGCUUUUACACUAAAAGAAAUCACAGACACUCAUUCAACAGGAUAAAUGAGCCAGGGUCUCCUGAAAUUCAAGCUGGCAAACCAGGAAAAUAUUAUCGACAUGACAUUGAAGGUGAUGGUGUUGUUUUGACAGAAUGGUACAGGUGUGUGAGAACUACCACUGUAUCAUCAAAGUGUGGUUUGGUACUAGAUAUACCUGGUUCUGUAUGGCAAAGUUGUGGUACUCAAGGAAAGCAUUGGAUUCGAUUAGAAUUAUACCCAGACAUCAUAAUAAAAUCAUUGAAAAUGGGGGUCGAUCCCGCUGAUAACACUUAUAUGCCAUCAUGUGUUGUUAUAAAGGGUGGAACCAGCAUAAGUUCUCUUGUUGAGUUAAAUGUUGUUAAUAUAAAGAACCAUGAUACAAGCGUUGUUUUGUUAUCUAACUUGGAAAAGCAUUAUCCAUUGAUAGAGAUCAAUAUUGUCAAAUGUAGAAAUAAAGGAAUAGACUGUAAAGUACAUGGAAUGUCUAUCGUUGGAACAAAAAAACAAGCAUUUGGAGAGUUGAGAACAUCAGUGUCUUUCUUAGCCAAUGAUUGGGAUCUUGCUCAGGAACCCUCUCCUAUUGCUGCCCAUGGAGGAAGUGAUAAUAGUGGAGAGCCCUCAAAUUGUAAAGUCUAUGUAUGGGGUUUGAAUGAUAAAGACCAACUUGGCGGUAUGAAAGGAUCCAAAGUAAAGCUACCAGUGUAUAGCGACUUUUUGAGUGAAUUGAAGCCAUUACAUAUAGCUGGUGGUUCAAAAUCUCUAUUUGUAGUAUCGCAGGAAGGAAAAUUAUAUGCUUGUGGGGAAGGUACCAAUGGACGUCUAGGUCUUGGUCAUAAUAACAAUGUUCCAUUUCCAAGACCUAUUCCUUUCUUAAGUCAAUAUGUAAUCAAAAAAGUAGCCGUACAUUCAGGUGGAAAACAUGCCAUGGCUUUAACAUUAGAUGGAAAGGUGUUUUCUUGGGGUGAAGGUGAAGAUGGCAAACUAGGUCAUGGCAACAGACUGAAUUUAGAUAAACCUAAAAUGAUUGAUGCUUUAAAAAGUAAGAAGAUCAGAGAAAUAGCCUGUGGCAGCUCUCACUCAGCAGCCAUAACAAGUAAUGGGGAACUAUACACAUGGGGACUUGGGGAGUAUGGUCGUCUUGGGCAUGGCGACAAUGUUACUCAAUUGAAACCCAAAAUGGUCAAAGCAUUGGUAGGUCAUCGUGUAGUACAAGUAGCAUGUGGUUCUAGAGAUGCCCAAACCUUGGCUCUAACAGAUGAAGGUUUAGUAUUUUCUUGGGGUGAUGGCGAUUUUGGAAAAUUGGGUCGUGGUGGUUCUGAAGGAUGUAAUAUACCACAUAAUAUUGAAAGGCUCAACUCUCUAGAAGUAAUUCAAAUUGAAUGUGGGGCUCAAUUUUCAUUAGCCCUCACCAAAAAAGGAGAGAUAUGGACUUGGGGAAAAGGAGAUUAUUUCCGAUUAGGUCAUGGAAAUGACCAGCAUGUCCGAAAACCCACUAUUAUUGAUACUUUGAAAGACAAGCAAAUAAUCCAUGUUGCUGUGGGUGCUCUCCAUUGUUUGGCAGUUACAGAAAAUGGCCAGGUAUAUGCUUGGGGAGAUAAUGAUCAUGGUCAGCAAGGAAAUGGAUCAACAAUGGUGAAUAGAAAACCUGCACUAGUUCAUGGAUUUGAAGACGUUCAUAUAAAUAGAGUAGCUUGUGGCAGUUCACAUUCUAUUGCUUGGACUCUACAAGAUACUAAGAACAACUCUAAAAUAGAACCAGUCAUCUUCCCUGUUGCAAAAGAUCCAUUGGGAUCGUCUAUAUUAGGCUUGUAUGAUGGUGAAAAAACUAAUUCCAGAAAUAAUACAAAGAAUGCUCCAACUUUAUCUUCGAUUGUAAUGUCUCUUGAAAGCAAUACGGCUAAGCAGCAGGCUUUGCAACAUAUUUUAAAUGCUAUGCAUAUACACCAGCUAAGACAGGCAAUUAUCAAGGCAUUGCGGAGCCACACUAAUAUGAAGAAUAAUGAAACUAAGAUUCAAACCCCUGAUGUUAUCCUUGAAAAAUCUUGCACAAAUUCAAUAAUUAUCAAUAAUACCGAAAUAGCAUUUGGAGGAGGGGAAGCUCCAGUAUCUUUCGCAGAAAUGGCUGCUAUUAAUAGUCACCCUGCCACUCCGGAAACUGAAGACAAUCAACUAGCUUUGAUGCAGUCGAUGACAGCAAGUAGUUGUUCUGCUAGUCUUUCUUCUAAACAUUCUAGGAUGUCAACAAGUGCAAUGUCAGUUAUAGCAGCAACAUUGACUUCGCAUGCUGAAGUUAUUGGUGAUGAUGGUGGAAUGGCUGGCCUAGACGAUUUCACAUCUUUGCUUAAUGAAAGUGAUGCACGAUUACUGGUUGAUUUACUGAAAUUAGCAGUUGCUGAUAGAGUAGAAAAUGACCAAUCAGAAGAAAUAUUAUCAUCAAUCCUUAUAACUAUGGGAAGUAAUAAUCCCUCAAUUGGUGCUAUGUUACUUGAAAUAUGUAUAACCGAAUUAGAAGAUACAUCAAAUAGUACCCAAUCACUUACAAGUGCUCCUCGUCCUGUGGUUCAAGAAUCUAGUCAUCCGUAUGUGGAUGAUGUCACAUUGAAAGGGCAUGUUAGACUUCCUGGUGCAGAUGCUCUUAGGGUAGAGUUCGAUUGUCGAUGUUCCACUGAAAGACGACAUGAUCCAUUAACAAUUACUGAUGGAACAGGAAGAAUUGUGGCUACAAGGUCAGGAAGAGAACGUGCUGAAUGGUCUUCUGAAUUAAGAAUUCCUGGUGAUGAAUUACGUUGGACUUUUACUAGUGACAGUUCUGUUAAUGGUUGGGGAUGGAAAUUUACUGUUUAUCCAGUAACUUCAAAUCAUGGUACUAAAGAAUUAGGAUCAGAUAGAGCUGUUUUGAGUCAACCAUCUAUGGAUAUGGUGAUGAAGCUACUUGAUUCUAAACUUUAUCAGGCUGCAAAUUCACUUCUGAUGUCUAGAUUAGCUGCAGCUUUAGCUUCUUGUUCUCAACUGAGUUCCUUAUCUGCAAACCAAAGGAUGUGGUCUAUAAAGAAAUUGCAUAAACUAUUGAUGGGAACAGAAGACAACUUAAGUACACCGAAUCUUCAAAUACAAAUUCUUAAAGCACCAGAUAAUGCUUUAGGAGUCUUGUUCAAAGAGCUUCCGAAAGCUAUCCUGAGGCAAUAUGAAUAUGAAGAUAUAUCAGUUAGAGCUGGUUUGCAUUUGAUGCAUUCUGAUUUCUUCAAAGCAUUAAUAGCCUUAGCUUGCGAUCUUGAAAUGGACAAAUGGGAUGAAAUCCUUGAUAAUCACAAAUGGUCCUGGUUCCGACGUUACUGUUCAGUUGCAAGAAUAGCGAAAUCUCUGAUUCAUAGAAAACCCUUACCCUUAUCAUUUUGUGAAGAUGUUAGAAAAAAAUUAUCUGAUAAGGAUUACGACAGAGGGGAUUAUUCAGAUCAUGAAAAACAUUCGAUAUUCAAAAAAGAACAUGAUGAGCAACUUCUUAUUUGGUUAAAUAGGAAACCAGAAGAUUGGACUUUGUCUUGGGGUGGUUCUGGUACAAUUUUUGGAUGGGGUCAUAACCACAGAGGUCAAUUGGGCGGAAUUGAUGGCGCCAAAGUGAAAGUACCAACUGCUUGUGAGGCACUAUCGUCUUUGAGACCAAUACAACUUCUUGGUGGCGAACAAACAUUAUUUGCUGUUACAACUGAUGGAAAAAUCUAUUCUACAGGUUAUGGAGCGGGGGGCAGAUUAGGAGUAGGUGGUACAGAUUCUGUUUUAGUGCCCACUUUGAUAGAAUCAAUUCAGCACAUAUACAUUAAAAAAAUAACAGUCAAUUCUGGAGGAAAACAUUGCCUUGCGCUUUCUUCAGACAAUGAUGUCUAUUCUUGGGGCGAAGGAGAUGAUGGAAAGCUUGGACAUGGAACUAGAACCUCAUGUGAAACUCCUAAAAUAAUUGAAGCCCUUCAGGGGUAUGAAGUAGUUGAUAUAGCUUGUGGAGGGGCUCAUUCUGCCGCAAUCACAAGUUCAGGACAACUUUUCACUUGGGGUAAAGGUAGAUAUGGUCGAUUAGGUCAUGGAGAUAGUGAGGACCAAUUAAAACCAAAACUUGUGGAAGCUCUUUUGGGAUAUAGAGUAAUUGAUGUAGCUUGUGGAUCAGGUGAUGCGCAAACAUUAUGUAUUACUGAUGAUGACAAUGUGUGGUCUUGGGGCGAUGGAGAUUAUGGCAAAUUAGGUCGAGGAGGUUCAGAUGGUUGUAAAAUUCCAAUGAAAAUCGAAAGUUUAGCUGGUUUGGGAGUUGUAAAAGUAGAAUGUGGUUCCCAAUUUUCAGUUGCUCUUACCAGAUCGGGUAGUGUUUAUACUUGGGGUAAGGGAGACUAUCAUAGACUAGGACAUGGAUCAAGCGAUCAUGUAAGGCGUCCCAAGAAAGUUUCAGCUCUCCAAGGAAAAAAAAUAAUUUCUAUUGCUACUGGUUCUCUUCAUUGCGUUGCUUGUUCAGAUGAAGGAGAGGUAUUUACUUGGGGUGAUAAUGAUGAAGGUCAAUUAGGUGAUGGUACUACAAAUGCUAUACAGAGACCAAGACUUGUGUCUGCCCUGCAGGGUAAAAAAAUUACUAACGUGGCUUGUGGUUCAGCUCAUACCUUGGCUUGGUCAACAAUAAGUUCCGGUUCAUCCUGUGCUGUACCAGUGAUAACACCUCUAGAAUAUGACCUGCUUCAGGACAUUCCAACCUCAGUUUUACACAAAAGACUAAUAUUGUUGCAUUAUUUUUCUGAACUGAUUUGUCCAUGUAUCACCAUGUUUCCAAUUACCGGACCUGAGUCACUACAUGAGCUGCGCAGCAUUCUGAUCUACUCCAUAAAAGAGGCUACAUUCCGAAAAGUUGUCCAAUCUACUAUGGUCAGAGAGAAACAUCAUGGUCCUAUCAUAGAAUUGAAUCGAAUACAAGUUAAAAGAUCUAGAUCUAAAGGAGGACUUGCUGGUAUUGAUGGAAUGAAAUCUGUAUUUGGACAGAUGGUUCAGAAAUUACCUUUAUUAACUUCAGAAACCUUAGCACUACCACAUCGUGUGUGGAAAGUAGAAUUUGUAGGUGAAAGUGUCGAUGAUUGUGGAGGGGGUUACAAUGAAAGCAUAACUGAGAUGUGCGAUGAAUUACAAAAUGGUUCUUUGCCUCUUCUUAUACCUACUCCUAAUGGUAGAGAAGAGGCUGGUGCUAAUCGGGACUGUUUCAUACUCAAUCCAACUGCGAAAUCAUGUCUUCAUCUAAAUAUGUUUCGGUUCCUUGGUGUACUGAUGGGUAUAGCAAUCAGAACUGGUUCUCCAUUAAGCUUGAACCUUGCUGAACCUGUAUGGAAGCAAUUAGCUGGAAUGGAAUUGACGCCAGCUGAUUUAACAGAAAUCGACAGAGAUUAUGUACCAGGCCUUCUUUGUAUCAGAGAUAUGGGACCUGAUGAACCUCUAUUCCAAAAUUUAGAAAUGCCUUUUAGUACACCUUCUUCCUGCAGUAUUGACAUUCCCCUAAGUACAAAAUAUAAAAAGAUUACUUAUGAAAAUAGAUUAGAAUAUGUACGCCUUGCCCUAAACUUCAGACUCCAUGAAUUUGAUGAACAAAUCAAAGCUGUUCAGGAUGGUAUGUCCAGAGUUGUGCCAGUUCCUUUAUUAUCUUUGUUUAGUGGGUAUGAGCUUGAAACUAUGAUUUGUGGUUCCCCAGAUAUUCCAUUAUCUCUGCUGAAAUCAGUAGCUUCAUACAAAGGAAUUGACAGUUCAGCACCACUGAUUCAAUGGUUCUGGGAAGUAAUGGAAGAAUUCACAAAUCAGGAAAGAUCUUUAUUUUUGAGAUUUGUUUGGGGCCGGACUAGACUGCCCCGAACAAUUGCAGAUUUCAGAGGACGAGACUUUGUCAUUCAAAUACUAGAUAAAUAUACGCCGCCAGAUCAUUUCCUUCCAGAAAGUUAUACUUGCUUCUUCUUGCUUAAAAUGCCUCGAUAUUCUUGCAAGCAUGUGCUCCAACAGAAGCUAAAAUAUGCUAUUCAUUUCUGUAAAUCCAUAGACAAAGAUGAAUAUGCUAGAGUGGCAAUGGCAGGAGAUCUAGCUGUAAGUUCGAGUUCAGAUAUAGAAAGUGAUCAAGAGAUGGAUAGCAGCAAUUAAUUCUGCGUAUAACGCCUCUCGUCCAAACUUUUAAACUAUAUUCUUGUAUCUUUUUCAUUUUAAUAUAACUCGAAUUUUCCGAAUUA
Messenger RNA from Harmonia axyridis, 14557 nucleotides. RefSeq names its product E3 ubiquitin-protein ligase HERC2 (gene HERC2). The record is from RefSeq and is a predicted model, not a curated record. Gene Ontology annotation, biological process: protein ubiquitination. Bases 108 to 14471 code for a protein of 4787 amino acids. Gene Ontology annotation, molecular function: zinc ion binding; ubiquitin-protein transferase activity. The transcript has 59 exons. Lineage: Eukaryota; Metazoa; Arthropoda; Insecta; Coleoptera; Coccinellidae.